UGAAUACACUUCCGAUGUGAAGGAAAGUGUGAGCGUUGUGUUGCGAGCAAACACCUUUAAAAUGCGAUCUAGCAGCAGCGGAACGACAGGAAUAAAAAGAAAGGCUUCUUGCCUUGAAGACGGAGAGUCUUCAAUUUCAACAAAUACAAACUCAUUGUCAAGCUCGCGAAGAGCUUUCAUUAGAGCUUCGAAUCGUGGAACGCUGAAACGCGCAGGGCCGUAUUUACUCGGUCCUAGAUUGGGCAAUUCACCAGUGCGAAGCAUCGUUCAGUGUUUAGCGAAAAAGGAUGGUACAGAUGACUUUUACUCGAUCAAAAUUCUUACGCUAGCGGACGCCGGCCGCGAGAGCCAAGACGAUAAACAAGGAAAAAUGUUGCUUCAUACCGAGUAUUCACUUCUCUCACUUUUACACGAUCAAGAUGGCGUCGUUCACCACCAUGGACUUUUCAAAGACGAAUACUACGAGGAAAUUCCCCUUGAGAAAGAUUCUUCUUCUACUACAACGGUUCAUCGAUCUCAACAAAAUUCUGUUGCGAGACAAUAUCGUAUUCGACAUCGUCUAUGUUUGGUUUUGGAUUGUCUUUGUGCGCACGACUUUAGCUCAGAUACAGCAGAUUUGAUUAACCUUCAACAUUACGUGAUCAGAGAGAAACGAUUGUCCGAAAGAGAGACAAUUAUCAUUUUUCACGACAUUGUCAGAGUGGUAGAAUGCUUGCAUAAGGUGAGGCUAAAUAAAUGAAGUUACCGACUGAUAUCUUUAGGAAAUUUGGUUGAAAACCCUGCUGAUUAAAUUACAGCUUUUAAGUUAAAAUAUUGCUGUGUUGGUUGUGAUUCUGUUUUAAUCUUUUUACCGUCGAAAUUCUUGGUCAAAAUUUCAGCUUAGUUUUCACUUUAGGAACCUUACAUUUCUGAGCAUUACAAAUUCUUCUGCUUUUCUGUACUACGGGUCUACGGGAACGUAGGUCACUAGUGAUUUCAAAAGAAUAAUCGUUUUCGCGUAGGUGUCGAUUUCCGUCAUGUAAGUUAUUCUAAUCACGGAUUGACCUCAGCUCUUUGAGUUUCAGUCGAAAAAUUUUUACCGUAUUCUCAGAUUACAGGGAAGUUUAUUUUAAAAAAUACCAUGUUAUUCACCAGCUAUAAAAAUAUCGCAUGGUUUUUAAGUUUUUUGAGAGCGGAUAUUCUUAAAAUUUUCUUUCGUGGGCGUAAGUAACAAACUUCAAAGCAGGAAAUCUAUGAGUGUCUCGUUUAACAGGUUACACGCCUACACUGUAGUUAACGUGGUUAAGUCUGUUUGGAGUUCAGUGAUCUAAAUACGUGGGCAGAAAAGAUUUUGCCGUGAUCAAAGCUACAAUUUCCUUCCUUGUUUAUCUCGCUGUGUGUGUCUUUUCGGGCAUAACUUAAAAAUUCCUGUGUAUUAAACAUGAAUAUUUUUUAGUGUGUCGUGUUUAUUUCAUAAAUUCCACUGCCAAUAAGAUUAAAAAUAAUACAAAGAUCAAUAUUUUCAUAUCAAAAUUUAAAAUAAUAUUAUAGAAAAAGAAGAAAAGUAUAACUCUAGCCAACGAUUCAUUGAUGCCGCCCAAGGAUGGCUAUGCUGUUGCUUUUCCCCUCAUUUCUAAGACUGCCUCACUGUGGCCUGGUACAAUGGUUUGGAAAAAAUGCAGCUGUCACAUUUUCACUUGGACGAAAAAUGUGACCGUUGCGUCAGAUAUCACUUUCCUUACUUUCAAAGUGGAUUAUCACUAUCACAUACUUCAUGUGAUAUUCCUCAAAAAACAGUUAUUGUUAUCCAUUGAGUUAUACCUUUAUUUUGCUAAAAGGUGGUAAUUCAGCAAUUUCUUCUUUUUAAAACAUGUGAAAUUUUUGUGCCACUACCUCCAGCUCUACCAAAACUGCUGAGAUGCAAUCUCAUUCCUAGGGCUUCUCCCUUCCCACCUCUUUUUCUGGCAGUAUCUUUUGCCAUUGACAUCAUUUUACUGGAUGUUGCUGAUGUCUUCCAGAUUUGGUAAAUGCUAGCUGGUUAUGAAGAAUAGCUUAAGAAUUUGAGAAAAAUUUUGAUUGAAAUAUAAGAAAAACAAAUUAAUAACUAAAUAGACUAAGUAGUUAAACAAGAGACUCUGUUGAAAUACACUGGAGAAAGUGUUACUUGUGUAGUUGCAGUGUUGUGUCUGACUGUCAAUUUCCUUAGUGUUUAGAAACCAAAGUAAAUUAUUGUUAUUUAUUAACUAUUCAUGAUGAUCUGCAGAGGAAUAUUGUUCACAGAGACUUAAAGCUUGGAAACAUUGUUCUGAAUAGGAGGUAAAUCAUUAUUUAUUUGUUACUUUAGUAGAAGUAUAUGUAAUACAUAGCAGUAGGUGAAAACCUGCCAACCCCUGAUAAAGGAAAAUCUGGAGACUUAAGAAACAAAGUCGGAAGAUUUCACAAAAAGUAGUGAGAUUCCAUUAUUUUUGUUACCGAUCUAGAUUAAACAAACCCUUUUUCCAUUGGGGAAUUAGCUGUUUAUUUAUCACCUUGCUUUAUAUAUUUAUGGUCCCUCUUGUGGCAAGAUGUUACCACCUUUUCUAUGAUGACUCUAAGAGGCUAGGGAUGACGCCAUCACUAGGACGAAACUUACAGCGAGGGACUGUUUCUUCUGGAUAAUCCAAUUUCAUGGCCAAAAUUUUGUAAAAAGUAGCAUUUCAUUUCAAACUUAUAUUUCCCAAAAAAGCGUGAGAUUGGGAGUCUUGUAGUGAGGCCAUGAGAAAAGAUGAACUAGAAAUAUGUCACAAAAUUGUGAUGCUUCAGUAAUAUGAAUAAAUUGAAACCAGCCAAUGAGCAAAAAAUAAGGUAGAAAAAAAGCAAAACAAAACAAAAACAAAACUACCAAAAAAAUGGGGAAAAAAAACUUUUCUCGGCCAGGAGUCGAACCCCGGACCUUAGACAUGUAAGGUCACCCCUUGUCUACUGAGCAAUGCCACUAAAUGUUAAAAGUACGUAGUGCACUCAGAGGAAGUCGUGUUGCUUGGAAACCUCAAUGCAACUCAAGGUUGUGCACAACUGAUGAUGUCACUGCGACUAGCAACCGAAGUCAAGAUAUAUAAAUAUAUAUAAAGCUGGCUUGUUUUUCUGCCUCACUGUGAGAUCCAAGCACGUCACACACAAGAUGCAAAUUUUGACAAAAUUAUUAACUCCCUCGCUUCGUGAGGAAAAAUGGUGAGACUCACAGCAAAAUUGUGAGAGCUGGCAGGUCUGUAGGAGUCGAAAGCAAAGUAGAUAACAGCAGAGUAAAGGAAGAGAUGGCAUUUUGUAGUACUGUAACCCCUUGCAUUUGUAGCCUACGUGGCAGACGUAAUGUAACCUUGGUUAGUAACAUCUGUGAAGUAGCACCAAUGUCCUUGUUCUGGGCCCCAAUGGACUCAACAAGAUAGCAGAAAUGCAUUUCUUUUUUUUUCUUCAACCUGAUUAGCAAAUGGACAAUGGCAUUUUUGACAGGCCAAUCAUGGUAGCAAAGAUGUUGUGCCGCAAUUUCUGCAUUCGUACCUACAUCCUGGUACACAGCUGAGGGCCCAAAACAAGGAUUUUGAUGCUGUUUGCAGACGGACUUUGUAACCAGAGUUUAGUUUCAUUUGUGGGGCAGGCUAUUUGCAUUUGUAGCUUUGUUUGAAAUUCUACCAUGAUUGUAUUGGUUUUUAACAAAAAUGACUAUAUUUUUCCUUCAGGACAAAGAGAAUAACAAUCACAAACUUUUGUCUGGGGAAGCAUCUCAUAAGAGACAAUGAUUUGUUGAAAGAUCAAAGAGGAAGCCCAGCAUAUAUAAGUCCUGAUGUCUUAAGUGGUAAGUAAUACCUCACCUUUUCGAACUCCUUUUAACCCUUAAAAGUCCCAAGAGUGAGCAACAUCAAUUUUCUCCUUGAACAAUAUCAAUGAAUACUCAACAACAAUAUCAAUGAAUACUCAACUUUUUAGAAUUCAUAAAAUGAUCACAAAAGGGAAAUGCUUUGAUCUUUUAACAAAUUCUCUCCACCAAUUUUAUAAGAUAUGUAUGGAGAUCAGUCUUAAGAAUUUGCAUGGAGAUAUUGAGGCUUAAAGGCUUAAGAAUAUUUGUUGUUUUAUACCCCUCAGCCUUAGAGCCAGUUUGAAUGUACAGUGAAACCUCAAUAUCAUGAACCUUUAUGAUGUCCUUGGUGUAACAAACAAUAAAUUUCUUUUUUACCCCAGUAAUAGUAGAAUAUAUGGAAAAAAACCUUGGUUUAACAAAUCCUUGUUAUAGCAAACACAUUUUGCCAGUCCAAUGGCACUUCGUUAUAUUGCGGUUCCACUGUAAUACAGUAAACACCUGCAUGUAAGACUCGAUGAUUUCAGAGCUUAGGCUGAUCAACGUCUUGGUGCUUAAUGGGAAAUCAACCUGAAAAUGUUCUCCAAAUUUGAAUCCUCAAGAUAAGUGGUUGUUUGCCUUGGGCCUGUUUCUUGAAAUUCCCUCUAACUUUUCAAUUUUGAUAAUGUCAAAGUUAUAUUUUAAAGUUAAAACCUAAAGAACAGUAGUAUGGUUUUAAGCUCACAAAUCAUUCCAUUUUGGUUUGCUAACAAACAGUAUUAUUUUCAAAAGAAUUUAUAGACCUUUCUUGUGUCAUAACACUCUAGGUUGAGGCUUGAGUGGACAAAUUCCUACAUAUCACUUUAUUUUGUGACCCUAUGCCUCGAGCAUAAAAGGGCUCUGAUGAUCUGCGAUGAUCUUUGACAUAUUAAGUAAAAGUGGCUCUCUAGGCCAGGUUAUCGUUCAAGAAAUCUAGAUCUGGGUAAUGCUUUUGAUCAAAAAAAGGUAAAGGCGCACACGAGCCAAAGGCCCAAAUGGCCGGAGCUUCUCCCGGUUUCAUUAGCAUGAAGCAUGGCUAGGAGUAUUGCUAAACUCCCCCCUGGACGGGAUGCUAGUCUAUCACAGGGUUAGCCCCCAGAAGUAUGUCGCUGGUACCCAUUUAUACACCUGGGUGAAGAGAGACAAAGUGGAGUAUGGUUCCUUGUCUAAGGAAACAACACGACAGGCGAGGCUUGAACCCUGGACCUCCAGAUCCUUGGUUUAAGGUGUUAACUGCUUGGCCACACAUGCCUUCAGUGCUUCUGAUUUGUUGAAGCAAAUAAUGAAAAGCACCACCGACAAAAGUAGAUCUGUGUAGUGAUGCAUCUUCAGCAUGAAAUUUCUGCACUUGUUCCUUAGACGUCAUUUUGCAAGGAAACCAGUGGUGGGGUCGCCAAAUGUCAGCUGUUUUCUCAGACUAUCAAAAAUCAGUCCAUUGGUUGGUGACAUGUAAGUGCCAUGCCAGGCUUAUAUAUAAAAUUCAAUUUGAUACUCAGGAAAUUAUUAUUUUUGUUGUCUUUCCUUCCUUUGUUUCGUGUAGGAGCUCCAUAUUCAGGGAAAGCUAGUGAUAUGUGGGCCCUGGGAGUUGUUUUGUACACAAUGCUGUAUGGACAAUUUCCUUUCUAUGACAGCAUUCCCCAUGAGCUGUUCAGAAAGAUUAAAACUGCAGAGUUCCUUCUACCAAAGUAAGUUUUAAAAUCGCUAUAUGUCACACCUUAUUCCAAGCAGUGACUUAAUUGCAACAAUGGUCGUCACAUUUAUUGGCUGUCAACACUUGUCAAAUUACAUCCCCUGUAAUGUUGAUUUACAUAAAUUAUUACUCAUUUGCGGGAAAGAGUUUUUAACACAUUGAGGAAGGACAGAAAAAGUACACACAAGGAACAGACAAAUUAGUCGUUAGAGAAUUCGAAGACGUGAUAUGAAAAAUCAUCCGCUUUCACCCAGGUUUCAGCAAAGUUUGUAGAGUAUAGCAGUCUUAUUUUCAAGAAGAACCAGAGCAAAACUUCAAAGUGGACUUUCAAGUGAGUUUGUACCAAGAUUUCUGGAUGUGAAGCACAAGGUUUAACAAGGUCAAAAAAUAGUUACACGUACCUAGCCUCCUAUUGCUGAAAGUCGUUUAGAACAGCCGUAUUCUGAGAUAGAGAAAUAUUUGGAGUGCACAUUUCAUGAGCUUAAAAUUUUCUUUGUUAUUAGCUGAAAUUCACUUAGCCAACAGAGGAUAUCCUCUCAAGACUUAGUAAUUUAAUUUCUAUAAAUUAGGUGAAUUGGCUGUAACAUUGUGCAGUGAGGAUUUGUUACUGACAUUGUGUUCUCGAACUUGUGUUUCAGUGAUGGACGUGUCUCGGAUAAUACCAAAUCAUUGAUUGGUCUGUUGUUGAUGCUUGAUCCCCAGAAGAGGCUUACAGCAUCUGGCGUGCUUGAUUUUCUGAGAAAUACCAUGACUGCUUGGUGAGUGUAACACUGCAAAUUAAGUAAAUACUGUAAAUCCUCCAUUAAGCCACUCCUUCUCAGAAGAAGAAAGUUAUUACGCGCCUCCUCCUUCUCACUUUUAAGCAUUCCCUCUCCUACCCCCUGAAACACUUUAUGUGGACUGAUCCGGGAUAGUUUAACCGCGUGCUAGACGUUCGGAUUCGUUUUUUAUCUAUGGCUCCAUUGACCUCCAUCUUCAUUUGCCUGACCUUUUCCGCUGUGUGUCCUGUUUCUCUGUGGAGAAUUGGUACCAUCGUCUUCUCUAACUUAGAUAAGCCCCCCUCUCUAAGGACCUCCUCCCCUCAAACGCUCAAACGUGGUUGAAAUAAAUUACCCUCCCUUGAAGGCUUAGUUGGAACCUCUAAGCGAGAACCUAAAAAUUUUGAGUAGUCUACUUUGCUAAAAAUACUGUGUAUUUUGAUGUCUACUGGGAAUGUGGGCUAAUGGUUCUUAUUUUGUUCAGAGCAAAAGAUCCUUGUUGCUUGUCAAACAAUCAUUUACCGUAACCUAUCUUGUUGGCCUGUACCACCACAGUAUUUUAAGCGGGUUUUUGAAUGUUAGCGAAAAAGGAGUGCACCAAUGACUUUUGAUUACAACAUGCAAGAAAUGUGACCAGCCUUAAAAAGACAUUGCAGUCUCUCCAUUGUUCCGUUCAAGAGUAGUCUCCAACGCAGCCGCUCGGGGCGGAGUCACGCAAUGUUGGGAAGCAAUGCGUGACACCCGCCGGCCCGAACGGCUGCGAAGGAGACUAGUUCAAAAGUCACACGUGGCAGAUAUUCCAACUUAUUCAGAGAAGUUGUUACUAUAUGAACAGGGAACACUUCUACCAUAUUUAGUAGAAUUUCAAUUUUGUGAUAAUUUCCCUUGUAAUCGAUAGGUAUUUGUCAACCACAAUAAGCGAGCCUGCUCAAGUUGUACCGGACACCGACGAAGAGUCGUCAACGGAGAAGAAAGGAGCAUUUGAAAGUUCAUCAAGACAAAGACCGCCGGAACUUGAACUCCGUUUAACUAAAUUUCGUGAAACCAUGACAACCAAAGAACCUCGGGUCACGUUGCUCACACGUGACAGUCUCACACAGCCACCAAUACGACGAAUCUCCGAAGAUGCCCGACCUUUGACGGCUGCCGAAAUUCUUGCUCAUCGCCACCUCCUUUAGCUUUUCUAGUUUUUCCAACGAUUUUGAAAGCAGAAUUUUUGUGGUCAUUGCGCUGUAUUUUUUGUGGUCACUGCAUGCCAAAAGACUGUAGGUUAAUUUUGUUGACAAAUGAUAGGUAUUCAAACGGAAAAACUCUGAUGAUGAAGUUAAGCAACGUUUCCUUUGUUAGCCUAUAGCUAGGAAGGAUGUUUAUUUGGUUACUGUCACGGGUACCCCCUCAUAUUCUAUUGAGUACCGUUGUAUUUCAUUAUUUAUGGACUGAAUCCGUUUGCCGUCGCUAACUUUUGUCGUUUGUGCUAUUUUGUGUGAUUACGCAGAGGCGAUAUCCUUAUAGACUUCGCUGCAGACACUCUAAACCUUCUACAGAGUGGGCCGGCUGCAACCCAGGCUAUAUCCUUACUGUGUUUGUAUUGCAUAUAUAGGGCUAAAUCCUUUUUUCCGUCUAUGGGCGGCAAGGGAUGUCUUUGUUGUUAUCUACCUUUUUUGUGCCGUUGGCAACCGUUUGCCAUAUUCUCUGCGUAUAUUUUGUCUUGUACCUCAUGGUCUUUGAUCGUUUUUGCGUUUUAUAGUGAUCUCGUUACAGUGUUGCUUCUAAGAAUUUAUGCAUUUCAAGAGAAAACCUGGGGAAAUCUUGUGUGUAUCCUCGUAAUCUCACUUCACAUUGUGAGUGGAUAUUACGACUAUUGUAUAUAUUGGUCGCAAAUGACGUUCUUUGUCAGUCGUGCUCAUAUUGAGCCUAUAUUGACUAGUUUUUGUUAGUAGCGAACAAAUGUGCCCCAGAUGUCAAAGGACCGUCGUAACAAGUCAGUCUGGUUGGGACCUUUUGUGCUCAGUUUCGACAACUAUCGUUGUUUUUCGCGUUUUGAAGCCUUAUGUUACUGGCGUUUGCAGUACUUAAUUAAUUUUCAAUCGAACUGUUUCACAAAAGAAAACGCACGAAGGUACUAUGCAUGGACAAGGGCCGCGCCUUGUAUUUCGGUGCUUUGGUGUGUUGUUUACAGUAGUAGAUAUGGUAAGGAAUUAUUUCUCAUUUUCAGGCUUAUCAUAGUCAAGUAUGAAUGUGUUUGUCCUCCUAUUCCUUCGCUUUACUUUGCGCGUUUGGCUUUUCUCGCUAGCUGGACCAAUCAAACUCUCUUCAAGUUUGGACGGUACAUAAAUGGCUCAGUCUUGCUGCCGGGACAUACGGCGUUUGUAGCUGGAGAUAAACCAGUAAUA
Porites lobata is the source of this 8670-nucleotide messenger RNA. The record is from the annotation of a GenBank genome assembly. Lineage: Eukaryota; Metazoa; Cnidaria; Anthozoa; Scleractinia; Poritidae.